Molecule: messenger RNA, 456 nt
Organism: Amorphotheca resinae ATCC 22711
Lineage: Eukaryota; Fungi; Ascomycota; Leotiomycetes; Helotiales; Amorphothecaceae
Exons: 2
Coding region: 1-456 (151 amino acids)
Source: RefSeq, a predicted model, not a curated record
AUGGGUUUCCUCGGAGAAGAAACUGUUUUCCACCCAGAUCCUGAGGGCAAAAUCGUUGGUGAGGUCGUGAAACCAAUUCACGAUACAGAUAUUGCGUUAAUAAAAUUGCGGGAUGGAAUCAUGUUCGAGAGGACUCUUAGACAAUCAAGACCCUAUCACCAAGAAUUACCUGCGGACCUCCGGGUUAUGAGCUUUCAAAACAUUUUCAACCUAACCGGGGUGAAAUUUACACAAAUCAUCGAAUCCCCUCGGGUAAUGUGUGUUGGUAGCCUACUCUACGUGGACAACCCCUUUACAGGUUACAUUGAGGGUGUCUAUUAUGGCCACGAGUUGCAACGUGUCCCUGCAGAUGGAAAUAUAUCAAAAACUGGGUGGGUUAGCCAGGACUGGGCAUGGUAUGGACAGUCUACGCACUCUAUCAAUCGAGGGGUCUUGUGGGUCCCCAAUCUGGAAUGA